AACAAUUUGACCUAGUGCGUAAUUUUUGUACGCGUCAUUCGAAAAAAAUGAUACUUCGUAUGUGUAAAAUAAUUCAUAUUUGUAGUUCACUGGAAAAAUUUAAGCUCAAUCGGUCAUCGGGGUGCAAAGUUACAGCUUGUCAAAGUUGACCAUUUUGUAUGAAAAACGGCUUCCACUGCUAUUAUUCUGAACACAGGUGUACGUGUUCUCCGAGGGAACCUCAUAGGUUCCAAAUGUAGCCAAUGUGGUCACUUAUCGAUUUCGAGCGCACGACCAUCUGUUUGGUGGGUGCACCUCAUAGGCUGCAAGAGUGGCCAAUGUGGUCACUUAUCGAUUUCGAGCGCAUAAUCAUCUAUUUUGUGAAAAAUCAUGACGAAAUAGCCGCCGCACCGCAUAUUUUCGUGCUAAAACGGAAAUGUCCUUUCCUACGGGUUCCCCGGGGGCAGCUUGAAUGCACCAGGAGUGGCCAAUGUGGUCAUAUAUCGAUUUCAAGCGUAUAACCAACUGUUUGGUGGAAAAUCAUGACGAAAGAACCGACGCACGGCAUAUUUUGGCAUUAAAAUGGAAAUGUACUCCUCUAGGGGAUCCCGGGGGGCACCUCAUAGGUUCUAAAGGUGAAAAAUAUGUCAAUAAUCAAUUUCGAGGGCACCUAUUUGGAGGAAAACCACGACGAAAGAGCCGCCGCAUAACAUAUGUUGGUGUAAAAAUGGAAAUGUCAUCUUCUACGUGUUCUCCGAGGGAACCUCAUAGGUUCCAAAUGUAACCAAUGUGGUCACUUAUCGAUUUCGAGCGCACAACAAUCUGUUUGGUGGGAAAACACACCGAAAGAGCCACUUACGGCUUAUAUUGGUGUAAAAAUGGAAAUGUCCCCUUCUACGGGUUCCCCGAGGGCUCCUGAUAGGCUCCAAAAGCGGCCAAUGUGGUCACUUAUCGAUUUCGAGCAGAUUAUCAUCUAUUUUGUGGAAAAUCAUGACGAAAGAACCGCCGCACGGCAUGUUUUGGUGCUAAAACGAAAAUGUCCUCCUUUACGGGUUCUUCGAGGGUACCUCAUAGGCUCCAAGAGUGGCCAAUGUGGUCAAUUAUCGAUUUGUGGAAAAUUAUGACGAAUGAGCCGCCGCAUGGCAUAUUUUGGAGUUAAAACGGAAAUGUCCCUUUUCACGGGUUCCCCGGGGGAACCUCAUAGGCUCCAAGAGUGGCCAAUUUGGUCAAUUAUCGAUUUCAAGCGCAUAAUCCUUGCUUGUACCAGGAUUGGCCAAUUUGAUCACUUAUCGAUUUCAAGCGCAUAACCAUCUGUUUGGUGGAAAAUCAUGACGAAAGAACCGCCGCACGGCAUAUUUUGGUGUUAAAACGGAAAUGUCCUUUUUUGCGGGUUCCCCGAGGGCACCUCAUAGGCUCCAAGAGUGGCCAAUGUGGUUAAUUAUCGAUUUCUAGCGCAUAAUCAUCUAUUUUGUGGAAAAUCAUGACGAAAGAGCCGCCGCACGGCAUAUUUUGGUGCUAGAACGAAAAUGUCCUCUUGCACGGGUUCCCCAGGGGCACCUCAUUGGCUCCAAGAGUGACCAAUGUGGUUAAUUAUCGAUUUCAAGCGUAUAAUCAUUUAUUAUGUGGAAAAUCAUGACGAACGAGCCGCCGCACGGCAUACUUUGGUGCUAAAACGGAAAUGUCCCCUCCUACGGGUUCCCCGGGGGCACCUUGCAUGUUCCAGGAGUGGCCACUUUCGUCGGAAGCCCUUUCAUGGACCAUACAUUACCGUUUUAAGAGAAUCUAUGAACAAUUGGCGAUCGAAUGGCAUAUAUGGAGCGGUUUGUAUGCUCCCCUUAUAUGACCGACAAGGUCCCCGUGGAGGUCGUUUCCCGGUGGCCAUUGUCUCCAGAACCAGCAUAUCACCACAUAGCCAUAAAACUGAUGAAUUUUUCUUUCGAACGGUAUAUAAACUUUGUAAUUCGGUUAUAAUUUGACUGUUUUAUAAGCAUUUACAUUUCUGGGUCAAUAUGACCCCAAUAUCUUAUUCGUAACUUUUUUUGUGGGAUCGUUCCUGUUGCACCUUAAAAUACUUUUUUCAUGUCAGAUGCUUCAUUUCCACAAAAUAUUAAAAGUCAAGAAAUUUCAGAACGAUCGGAUUAUCAGGUAAAAAGUUAUUCUACUUUGAAGUUUCGUUUUGGGUCAUAUUGACCCCAACAUCUUACUAAGGUUAAAGAAGUAAUCUUUUACUCAUUCUCCUUACUCCGAAAAAAUGUGAGCUUUCAAAAAUAAAAUUAUCUUCUCUCUUGCCCAAAUCCGGGGAAAUGCGUGCUUAUAUGUUUAAAAAAGGCAGCAUUUACUUUUCGCCUUAAUCCGGGAAAAUGCAUGCUUGGAAAUAUGGCAUCACCUGCUCUUUCGUUUAACUUCGAGAAAAUAUUCGUGCUUUAAAAGAAUGAACCACCUGCUUAUUUGCCUUUUUCCGAGUAAAUGCGUAUUUAAAAAAGAAGGAAUCAUCUAUUCGAUUACCUUUUUUCGGGGAAAUAAGUAAAAUGAAGAAGUAAUCUAUUUCUGAAAAAUGCUCGUGUGACAAGAAAUAAUUUUAUCAUUUGCUUGAGCAACUGCAUAUGUAUAUUCAUUUUACUCUAAUCUGAGAAAACAACAAAAUACUGUUUUUAAACAGAAAAUGGCAUAAAAUCUUUUGAUUUCUUCUAUGCCGAUCAAAAGUUUUCAGAAAAUCUCGCUCCAUGGGGAGCUUCCAGUCCAGAAACAGUAAGCAGUACUCCAGAAUUGCUCUUCAAAGCGCGGGCACAUAACUCCAAAAGCAAACGACAGUCAGAGGCGAAAAGCAGUUUUUCACCAUUGCUCACUAGCAGCAUACACGAAAAAAUGGUUUCCAGAUAUUCUAAUCGUCCAUAAACUUACAUUUAGCGAGCAAAAACGCGAGAUGAGGACUAGACCAGCCAUUUGAGGCAGCCAUUUUUGGACUCUUGUCUGAUUGAGGUGAUGUCUGUAUGUGCGUGUGCGUAUGUCUAUUCUUGUGUCAGGCCAUUAGGCCGAAUCAGAAAUGAGGUGAGUUCAUCCUUUUUCCUCUUCAUUCUUCAUUUUUUCGUUCUUCUUUUUUCCUUCGAUUUUCUUCCUUCUCCCUUUUUUCUUCCUACUUCUUCCCUCAUCCUUCUUUCUUUUUCCUUUUUCCAUCUUGCUUCUUUCUUUUUUUCUUCUUCUUCUUUUUGUUUCUUCCUUCCUUUCUUCUUCCCAUCUUCCAAAUUCCUUAUUUCUACCUUAUUUUUUAUUUUAUUUUUCUUCCUUCUGUCUUCUCUUUUCUUUCGUUCUUUCUUUCUCCUUUCUUUUUUUUCCUUCCUUUUUCCUUCUUCCUUUUUUUCUACUCUUUCUUUUUUCAUACUUCUUUUUACCUUUUUACUUCCUUUUUCCUUCCAUUUUCCAUUUCCUUUCUUUAUUCUUUCUUCCUUCUUUCCUCCUCCUUCCUUUUUUCUUCCUUCUUGCUACCUUCUUUCUUCCCUAUUUCUUCUUUCGUUAUUCCUCUUCUAUUAUUCAGCUUCCUUCUUCCUUCUUUUUAUCUUCCAUCUUUUUCUUUCUUCCUUUUUUCGUUAUUUUGUCCUUCUUUUUUGUUCUUUCUUCUUUUUUUGUUUUUUCUUCUUUUUUGUUCUUUCUUCUUUUCUCUUUUUUCUCUUAUUUAUCUACUUCUUUUUCCUCUUUUUUCUUCUUUUUUUCUUUUUAUCUUCUCCUUUCUUUCCUUCUUUUUCCUCUACUUUUUUGGAUCUUUUUUAUGUUUCAUUCUUCCUUCUUUCUUCCUUCUCAGUUUUCACUUCCCCUACCCAGUUUCUCAGUUAUCAUAUCAUCCUUCUCACUUCUUACUCUGCACUUCUCAUUUCUUACUUCUCACUACUUAUUUCGCAUUUCUCACUCAUCCUUUCUUAUCUCACACUUCUCACUACUCUACUCUACUCUACUACGCAUUCCUAAUUUCUCAUUUCUCGCUUCUCAGUUGUCACUUCGCACUUCUUAUUUCUCACUUCUAAGUUUUCUUAUACCACUACUCCCUUCUCACUUUCCACGUCUCACACUUCUUACUUCUCAUUCGGUUUGAUGGCCGUUCGGCCUAAUGACCAUUCAGCCUAUAGGAUCCUUAGCAUCGUCUAUUCUAAAGUCUUGCUCACUUUUUUGAUACUUAUUCUCAACAGAUUGGCUUGGAACAGAUUGUGCUCUACGGCGAAACCUGUCCCAUUGUUUCUUAUAUAUUGAAAAUUGGCCAGAUCAGACUAUUAGAUAAAAAUAUAUGGCAAAAAUAUUAUAUAAAAAAAACGGGAAAAAAUUAGCGCAUUUUAUUGGUACUUUAUCCUUAAGCAUUUUUUUCGUAACAGGUUGCCUUUGAGGGGGAAUCUUGCUCCAUUACUAUUGAAAAUUGGUUAGAUCGGAUCAAAAGUUAUGGUCAAAAUAGAAUUUUUAAAACUCACGAGAAAGGCACCAUUGCCGAUAUAUGGAUUUUCUGGGUUUUUUAUUAUGUCACGGAUUUUUUAUUAUCUCACGAGAGACUUUUUCCCGAAACAGUGUUCAUGGAUAUAUGAAAAAAGUGUUUUGGUGAAUAUAUUUGCUUUUUCCCCGACACCACCAACUUAUAAAAAUUCAUAACUCAAGAACGAAGAAAAAUCUUAGAAACAAAGUUUCCUAAUAAAAACGCAAGCAAAUUUUCUCUGCUAUCUUAAAAAUAUAAACUUUUAAAGGGAGCAGAAAAGAUAAAUGAAAAUAUGAUAGACUUUUUUAAUACUUUCCCCCUUUGAAGUCUAAUUAAGUUUCCAGUUUGAAAUAUUAAUUACCUUUUAUCAGCUAUAGAUUAAACUCAAAGCAACUGAAAUUAAUAAACAGCGAAUAUGAAAUGUGUUGCACAAAUAAUUUCUCGUUAAAAAAACGCAUUCUGACUAAAAAUUUGCCUUAUCGAGUAUCCUUGGUUCUUGAUAUUAGGCAAGGAGGAGGAACCCAAUCCAAGAUACAGAAUUUACGGUUCAGUUCAAUUGAUAUUUUUCGGAAAAAUAUAUUAAGCUCUUUUAUUGAUAUUUUUCCUUAUUUAAAAUAUUUAUUUACAAAUUAGAAUUCAGAGAGGGGAAAAUAACAAAGUGUUAUCAACAAUAUUUCCAAGCGAAUAUGGAUCAGUCUAUUGUUCAGUCAGGAAGUAACAAAUAGAAACAUCAAGGAUGGAUAACUCCAUUAAUCGUUCCUCUUUCUAGACUUGGUAUAAGUCGGAUGGGUUGUCUUGAUCAUUUCACACGAACGUUCAAAAGAAUGUGCUCCUGGACGGUACGAACAGCUAUUCCUCGUACAACAGCUGAUAAAUAUAGAAAGCUCAUUCGAGCGUAAAAAUUAGGUUACUUGCUGUGUUACUGAAGGAAAGGAUAGGUCAUUAACAACCGGUGUGUUGUCCAAUCCAUGGCUGACUGAACGGUUCUUAGCUGCUCGACUAUAAACAGCAGGUAUUCGAUGUACUCAUCAUGUUGUUAAGAAUUUAAAUGUAAUGAAUAAAAAAAUGAUAUCCGAGUUUCUCAGAUCGAUUAUUUUUUUAGUUUAUCAGCCUCAAAUAAGGUCAAUUAGAGGCACUUCCGUAAAUCAUGUGAAUAUUAUUGAAACUUUCUAUUUUACCAUCUAGAUGAAACAGAAACAAAAAUGUACCAUCCCACACCCAACCAGCGGAUGGCAGAUUUUAAUACAGUUCUGCGUAAGAACCUUACAGAAACUGUAUAAUAAU
Molecule: messenger RNA, 5713 nt
Organism: Armigeres subalbatus
Lineage: Eukaryota; Metazoa; Arthropoda; Insecta; Diptera; Culicidae
Product: ATP synthase subunit a-like
Exons: 2
Coding region: 2962-3939 (325 amino acids)
Source: RefSeq, a predicted model, not a curated record